Cricetulus griseus (Chinese hamster) is the source of this 4212-nucleotide messenger RNA. Lineage: Eukaryota; Metazoa; Chordata; Mammalia; Rodentia; Cricetidae. The record is from RefSeq and is a predicted model, not a curated record.
GGAGAGCUGUCAGUGCUCUUAACCUCUGAGCCAUCUCUCCAGCCCCUGGAAUUGAUUUUUAAGGAGGGUGAUAGAUAUAGGUCUUCUUUCACUCUUCUACAUGUGGGCAAAGCUUUGUUUCACAAAGUGUCUCUGACAGUGGUGGGCAUAUUUUGGAGCUGAGUUUUCUCAGUGGGAGCCAAAUAGAUUCCAGCUCUUUCUGACUCCAGGCAGCUCCAUGUGUGCCCCCUUCCCAGGGUACAUGAAGCUUUCUCUUGGGUCUUUUUUUCUCCUCUUCUCUGGCUUCCCUGGUUCCUCAUGCCUUGAAUUUCUUUACUACCCCUGCCUCCUGCAAGGCUUCUUUGUGUCCCUUGAGGUGCUGCCAAUGGCUCAGAGAAAGAGGAAGGGGCUUAUAACCUCCUGGUGAGAGCAGAAACAUGCCUGUGCACAGUUGCCUGGCACAGGGGAGUGCCUCUGGGAUUGUAAUAAUUGUCAAGAAUGACUUCCUCAUAGCAUCUCGAGAGUGUUUAGUAGUUGAAUUUCUGUUUGUUCUUGUUUGGAGUUGCAUCCUCAAAGACCCCAAAUAUCCCCCCCUCAGAAUCCACCAGGUGCUAGGAGAGGAAGCGAACAGCCAUCAUUGUUCCACUAAAGAAAACCCUAGGAAUUCAAAUGAGAGGCUUGGCAGUUCCCAGGGGGCAGCUGAUCAUCUACAGGGUGCUUUCCUCCUGGGGACCCUGCCUUAGGCAGAGGCUGGACCACAAUAUCAGGCACAGAUUAGGUGCUCCUCUACUCGCUAGAGCAGGGAUGAAAUCCAUCCUGGGAGAAUCCCAGGCCCCUGUUUCUUCUCCCAGCCUCCCAGGUGUAGUUUUCUAGAGGGUCACUUCAUUUUUGUAGUGGGGUGCCUCUCAUUUAUCUCCUGGAAGGGCUUGCCCCAGCUGGAGGGGUCUGGGGUAGCAAUGUUGGGAGGAGUAGGGCCACAGGAUUGGCUGCUGUUCUACAGAUUCUGUCUAAAGAUAGCUGCUUGGUGUGGGGCAGGUUCUGUCUCACAUGUCAUGGAUGAUUGCUGGGUUGGGCUAAAGGAGGGACUGGGUGCCCUGCUUUUCUGUGUCAUUUCUACAUCGUGGCAUGUCUUUGCUGCACCACCUCUGCCAGCCUCUGGGUUGCUCAGGGCCCGUGCUGCCUCUAUGAGGUUGGAUCUCUCUUUGGGAGCUGCAUUGUCCUGUGUCCUGCAUCUCCAUGGCGUGUGGUACCUCCACUGUGUCCUGUACAUGCGCUCUCUUCUCUCUCCUUCUCCAGGAAGCCUUCCUUGAAUACCCCCAGUGAUGUCAACCGUUGCCCCAAAUCGUGGCUCAUGUCUCUAGAUGCUUCCUUGUCUUUGGCUUCUAGGGCAGGGCCUGGUCUCCUGCCUUAGGCUCUGCACGUGCCACGCACCUAUUCCCCAGGUGUGUCAGAGCAGAUCAGCCGCAGCAAGUGGCAGACACAGUCAGACUGAGAACAUCUUGCUCUCCAAGGCCCAGCCCAGGGACGGGAGGGGAUAAAAGUCUCGUGCCAGGGCCCCAGGGCCUGAAGCAUACACACUGUGACCAUCUCCAGUCUGUCUGAAGCUGCGGGCCUGUCUGUCUCUGCCAUGUCUCUCUCCCCUUGCCGGACCCAGAGGGGCUUCAGUGCUCGCUCAGCAUGUUCUGCUUUUUCAGGGGCUCGGGGCAGGGCUGGCUUCAGCAGCAGGAGCCUUAGCUCCUCCAGAAGAUGCAGAGGAAGCUCUUGUGAGAGGGUCUGGGGGGCAGAGGCCAGGCAAGGGCUACGGUUUGGGCGUGGGAGUGGAGGGCCUGGUCUUUCCCAGUGCCCUCCAGGGGGUAUCCAAGCGGUGACAGUCAACCAGAGCCUACUGACCCCACUGAAGAUUGAGGUUGACCCCCAGUUCCAGGUGGUGAAGACACAGGAGACUCAAGAGAUCAGAACUCUCAACAACCAGUUUGCCUCCUUCAUUGACAAGGUGCGCUUCCUGGAGCAGCAGAACAAGGUCUUGGAGACCAAGUGGGAGCUGUUGCAGCAGCUGCAGGGAAACCGCAGUCCUCAGGGCCUGGAGCCCAUCUUUGAAGCCUGCCUGGCCCGGCUCAGGCAACAGCUGGAGGAGCUGCAGAGAGAGCGAGGGGCUCUGGAUUCUGAGCUGAAGACCUACCAGGAUCAGGAGGAUGAGUACAAAUCCAAGUAUGACCAGGAAGCUCACAAGCAUGCCUUGGUGCAGAAUGACUUUGUGGUCCUUAAGAAGGAUGUGGAUGAGGUAUUUCAGAGCAAGAUGGAUUUGGAAGGCAAGCUGGAGUCUCUGAGAGAAUACGUCUGCUUCUUGACACGUCUGUAUGAAGAAGAACUGGGACAACUGCAGACCCAGGCAGAUGACAUGUCUGUGGUGCUGUCCAUGGAUAACAACCGUUGCUUGGACUUCAGUGACAUCAUCGCUGAGGUCCGUGCCCGGUAUGAGGAGAUCACACAGACUAGCAAGGCUGAGGCAGAGGCCGUGUUCCAGACCAAGUACCAGGAACUCCAGGCAUCAGCCCAGCUUCAAGGGGAUAGCAUGAAGGAAGUUCGGAUGCAGAUUUCCCAGCUUCGGCAGACCAUACAGAAGCUGCAGAGUCAGAUUUCCAGCCUCAAGAUGCAGAAUGGUACUCUGCAGUCUGCCAUUGCCGAUGCUGAGCAACACGGGGAGAUGGCUCUGAGGGAUGCUCAGGCCAAGUUGGAUGAGCUGGAGACUGCUCUGAGAACAGCCAAGCAAGACAUGGCCCAAAUGUUGCGAGAAUAUCAGGAACUGAUGGGCACGAAGUUGUCCCUGGACGUGGAGAUUGCCAUGUAUCGAAGGCUGCUGGAGAGCGAGGAAUGCAGGAUAUCUAAGGAGUACACCAGCCAGGUCACUGUCUCCACGGCAGAAGGCAGAGUUGUUGUCCCUGGAGGAGUUGGUGGAGGCCAAGUGGUCAUACCUGGAAGAAUUGGAGGAGGCCAAAUGAUUGUGCCUGGAAGAAUUGGAGGAGGCCAAGUGGUCAUACCUGGAAGAAUUAAUGGAGGCCAAAUGGUCAAGCCUGGAGGAGAUUGUGGAGGUCAAAUGGUCAUUCCUGGAAGAGUUGAUGGAGGCCAAAAGGUCAUUCCUGGAAGAGUUGAUGGAGGCCAAGUGGUCAAGCCUGGAGAAGACUGUAGAGGGCAAAUGGUCAAGCCUGGAGGAGUUGAUGGAGGCCAAAUGGUUAUACCUGGAAGAGUUGAUGGAGGCCAAAUGGUUAUACCUGGAAGAGUUGAUGGAGGCCAAAAGGUCAUACCUGGAAUUGUUGAUGGAGGCCAAAUGGUCAUGCCUGGAGGAAUUGAUGAAGGCCAAGUGAUCGUGCCUGGAGAAGACUGUAGAGGGCAAAUGGCCAUGCCUAGAGGAGAUUGUAGAGGCCAAAAUGUCAUACCAGGAAGAGUUGAUGGAGGCCAAAUGGUUAUGCCUGGAGGAGAUUGUAGAGGCCAAAUAGUCAUGUCUGGAGGAGAUUGUGGAGGCCAAAUGGUCAUGCCUGGAGGAGUUGAUGGAGGUCAAAUGGUCAUGCCUGGAGGAGAUUGUAGAGGCCAAAUGGUCAUUCCUGGAGGAGAUUGUAGAGGCCAAAUGGUUAUGCCUGGAAGAGAUUGUGGAGGCCAAAAUUUCAUACCUGGAAGAGUUGAUGGAGGCCAAAUGGUCAUUCCUGGAGGAGAUUGUAGAGGCCAAAUGGUCAUGUCUGGAGGAGAUUGUGGAGGCCAAAUGGUCAUGUCUGGAGGAGAUUGUGGAGGCCAAAUGGUCACGCCUGGAGGAGAUUGUAGAGGCCAAAUGGUUGUGCCUGGAGGAGUUGGUGAUGGCACUUGUGGACUCAGAGGCUGGAAAGGCAGCUUUGGAUCUAGAGGCUGCUCUAGCAUUGUAACUGGUGGCUUUGAUGUCCCCCAGGGAUCUGGGUGCAGUCCCAGCAUGAGUUCCUGCUCCGUGUCUGGCUCUGGCUUCAGUUCUGGCUCUGGCUCCUGCUGCCGCACCAUCCUGAAGAAGACAGUGGAAUCAAGUCGGAAGACAUCUGUCAUUUACUGAGUGACCAGGCAAUCAUAUCCCUUCUGAACCUAGUAGCCUUGCUCCCAUCCCUUCCCCCAUGUCCAAUGUCCACAACCCGAGACAGCCCAUUGGGCACUGGAGAAAGUCAAUAAAGUCUGCCUGCUUGCUGUUCCAAGUGCUCAGCUGGCAGGCCUUGCUCUGCA